GGAAGAGGAGACUGAGUGAGACUGAGUGGGACAGCAGCAGCUGCAGCGUGGAAAUAUUGUUGGUGAAGGAUCAGAGAGGGUUUCAAACCGACAUGGGAAAAGAAGCUUUGCUCACCUUGUAAGAUGUUUCCUCACCACAGAGAAAGGGAGCAGCCAAUCUUCAGCACCCGCGCACAUGUUUUCCAGAUCGACCCCACCACCAAGAGGAACUGGAUACCUGCUAGCAAGCAUGCCGUUACCGUGUCCUUCUUCUACGAUGCCAACCGCAAUGUGUACCGGAUCAUUAGCGUGGGCGGAACCAAAGCGAUUAUCAACUGCACGAUUACGCCCAGCAUGACCUUUACGAAGACAUCCCAGAAGUUUGGUCAGUGGGCUGACAGCAGAGCCAACACGGUCUACGGCCUGGGCUUCGCCACCGAGCAGCAACUGCAUCAGUUUUCAGAGAAGUUUAAGGAGGUGAAGGAUGCUGCCCGAUUGGCUCGAGAAAAGUCGCAGGACAAAGAGCUCGCCAACACUGCCCUCACCAUCGCCGUGCCACAGGACCUCUCGGAUGAAAUCCAGUCUCCACCGAUGAUGUGCGUAAACGGACCAGAGGACAAGCUGUUCCGCAGCCAGAGCGCCGACAUCACUCUGACUUCUGAGAAGGAACGCAUCAGGAAGAUGCUCUCUGAGGGGUCUAUCUGUGAAAUUAACCUGGAGGCUGAGAUCUUCACCUUGCAGGACAGCAACUCCAAAUUGGUGGCAGCUCUGCACGAAGCUAACGCUAACGUGGAGCAGUGGAAGAAACAGCUGGCAGCGUACCAGGAGGAGACGGACCGGCUCAGAGAUCAGGUGGCUGAACUGGAGGCGCACGGAGGCCAGGGGCCCAGUGACCUGCUAAAAGAUGAGCUGACGCAGUCCCUGGAGGAGCUGGAGGCCUUACUGAAAGCCAAAGACGAGGAAAUUCACAUUUUGCAAAGCAAAAAGGCAGAUUAUCAUGAACUGGAGCACGAGAGGGACAGCGCCAUCCACAGAUUAAGAGAGGUGGAGAUGCGCAACUCGGAGUUGGAGCGUCGCAUCCAGAAAACGGAGCAGAACCUGAACAACUCUCUGGAGGAGCGGGACCACGUGGACGCAGAGAUCCAAAGAGCCGUGGAAAUUUUGGACACCAAGAUAUUUGACCUCAACGAUGUUCGCCAGAGCCUUGUUAAACUUAUCGACAAGUAAAAGAAAAGAUGGAUGAAAGUGGCCAAACGCAACCUCCGAGCGACGACGGGUCCGUCGAGGCUGCAGGAGAGUUUGCUCCAUGUCAUGUUGAACCAGCGGCUGUGCGACGUUCAAUGACCGCUAGAUGUUGAACGGAGCAACAGUGGAUAACAUGGUAGUGCCUGUCCAAUCCUAAUGUCUUGUGUUGCUUUCAGAGGUAACUUUCAAUGCAAUAAACGUUAAGGUAAGUGCUCCACCAUGCUAGACAUGUCAUCUGGUGCUUGUAGUUUUUCAGUAAAAUUGCAAUACAGUAUUAAUAUGAUUAAGAGGCCUUGUUUUUUUCAUCUUUGCAUCAGUUAUUCCAUGAAUGAAUGCAAAUAAAGUGCACAAAACAUAAUUACUAAUAGUUUUGUCUAUUUAAGCUCCUGCAUAAAAUAUAGUAAUUAAUUACUGGAUAAUUAGUCAAAGUUAAAAGCUCACAUUUUGUCAUAGCCUGUAAUGAUGUAUUUUACAAUAGUUCAGUUGGAGUUUUUCUACUUAAGUAAACGAAAUACAUAUUCAACAUUAAAAGAAACAUCUGUUUGGUAAUAGUGUCUGGUAUAAAAUAAAAACCUGAACAGUAGAUCUAAAGUUUAACACCAAAGAUCGCGGCUAAGAGCAGGAUGAAGGACUUCUUCAGUGGCUUGUCAAUUUACAGUGUUGAAUCUUUAUUUAGGCAAUAAAGAAAUGUUAUCUUUAGUAAGCUGCAGCAACUCUUGAGAACAUGUUAAGCUAUAGGAUAUUUUAAUAAAAUGCAAAAAGUAUAAAUAAGGUUUUCUCAAAAAGUAUAUUUCAUGAAUUCUACAGAUGUGAAGAAACUAAAGGAAAAAUAUUGUUUAGUCUUGUUUUUCGUUUUUUUUUUGCUUAUUUUUGUUUUUUACUAAUGGCUUUCGGUGUCUUUUGGAGCGACACACACAGAAACUGUUCUGUGUUAUCAGAUAACAAAGCACUUGAAUAACAGCCUUUAGUGAUCGUUACAUUUAAGAUACUUUUCUGCCUUUAUUUCAUUUUACCUUUUAUCUGUGGACAAUGAGCCAUUAGGCCUUGAGUGUUGCUGUGUGAAUGAAUAACUUAUUAAAAUCUGAAAAGCAAAAAACAAGAGAAGCUGUCUACUCACAUAGUGUAUUGUUUGACGUGGUCAUAAAUGACUGUUGCAUGACUACUGAAGCCUUACUGCUCUCUUUGAAGGACAGUUAUGAAUUGUCAUGACGGAUCAAUGUCUCAAAGUCUGAAUGGAAAUAA
This is a messenger RNA of Cololabis saira (Pacific saury), 2466 nucleotides long. Its product is annotated as homer protein homolog 3-like. Gene Ontology annotation, molecular function: G protein-coupled glutamate receptor binding. The record is from RefSeq and is a predicted model, not a curated record. Gene Ontology annotation, biological process: regulation of store-operated calcium entry; G protein-coupled glutamate receptor signaling pathway. The transcript is spliced from 10 exons. Gene Ontology annotation, cellular component: plasma membrane; cytoplasm; dendrite. NCBI's taxonomy places the organism in Eukaryota, Metazoa, Chordata, Actinopteri, Beloniformes, Belonidae. The coding region runs from base 124 to 1206 and encodes 360 amino acids.